This is a messenger RNA of Camelina sativa (false flax), 1043 nucleotides long. Its product is annotated as GDSL esterase/lipase At1g73610-like. Gene Ontology annotation, molecular function: lipase activity. Gene Ontology annotation, cellular component: extracellular region. Gene Ontology annotation, biological process: lipid metabolic process. The record is from RefSeq and is a predicted model, not a curated record. Lineage: Eukaryota; Viridiplantae; Streptophyta; Magnoliopsida; Brassicales; Brassicaceae.
AUAUGAAUUUCGUUAUGCUCUCGAAAAUGCUAUCAGCAUUGUCGUUCAUUAGCUUGUUUUAUGUUGGCUCUGCCCAACAAUCAAAUGGGAACUCAACGGUUUCGGCACUUUUCGCUUUUGGAGACUCAAUACUUGAUACGGGCAACAAUAAUCUUCUUCUCACUCUUACUAAAGUCAAUUUUUUCCCAUACGGUCGAGAUCUUGUAGGUGGAAGAGCUACAGGAAGAUUUGGCAAUGGGAGAGUUUUUUCAGAUAUGAUUGCCGAAGGUUUGGGAUUGAAGAGUCUCUUACCAGCAUACCGUGACCCAUUCCUCUCGAACAAUGAUCUACCAACUGGUGUUUGUUUCGCAUCCGGUGGUUCUGGACUUGAUGCAAUCACUGCUAGAAUACAAGGAGUUAUAUGGGUGUCAGACCAGGUUACAGACUUCCAAAACUACAUCACCAGACUAAAUGGUGUAGUAGGAUAUCAAGAACAAGCAAAUACGAUUAUAUCAAAUGCUGUUUAUCUAAUCUCAGCUGGAAAUAACGAUAUUGCUAUCACCUAUUUUACUACGAUGUCUAGAAGGUUACAAUACACUGUUUCAGGCUACACUGAUCUCUUGGUCACUUGGACUCGUGAUCUCAUAAAGAGUUUAUAUGAUAUGGGCGCAAGAAAAUUUGCGGUUAUGGGAACAUUACCGCUAGGCUGCUUACCAGGAGCAAGAACCAUGCUUGGGAGUUUAAUAUGUGAAGUCUUCUCAAAUCAAGCAGCUGAUAUGUUCAACAAAAAAUUAUCUGCCGAGCUUGAAAAACUUGGUGCAACAUUUCCGGGGGCAAAAUUCAUGUACAUAGAUAUGUACACUCCUCUUCUUGGUCUAAUCAACAACCCUCAAGCUUCAGGGUUCAUUGAUGUAUCUCAUGGAUGUUGUUGUACGCCGACGUCCAUAAUACCGUGCUUGGACGCGUCUCGAUACGUGUUUUGGGAUAUUGCCCAUCCGACUGAGAAGUCAUACAAAACUAUCACACCACCGAUUAUUGAAGAUAUCAAAGCAAAGCUCGCAUGA